Molecule: messenger RNA, 1979 nt
Organism: Suricata suricatta (meerkat)
Lineage: Eukaryota; Metazoa; Chordata; Mammalia; Carnivora; Herpestidae
Gene: NIPSNAP2
Product: nipsnap homolog 2
Exons: 11
Coding region: 1-870 (289 amino acids)
Cellular component (GO): mitochondrion
Source: RefSeq, a predicted model, not a curated record
AUGGUGAGCACUCGGAGAUUUACGUCCUCCAAUAGUAGACCUCGAGAAGACAGCUGGUUAAAAUCCUUAUUUGUUCGGAAAGUUGAUCCAAGAAAAGAUGCUCACUCUAAUCUCCUAGCCAAAAAGGAAACAAGCAGUCUAUACAAAUUACAGUUUCACAAUGUUAAACCGGAAUGCCUAGAAGCAUACAACAAAAUUUGUCAAGAGGUGUUGCCAAAGAUUCACGAAGAUAAGCAUUACCCUUGUACUUUGGUGGGGACUUGGAACACGUGGUAUGGCGAGCAAGAUCAAGCUGUCCACCUCUGGAGGUACGAAGGAGGCUAUCCAGCCCUCACAGAGGUCAUGAAUAAACUCAGAGAAAAUCAGGCAUUUGUGGAAUUCCGCAAGGCGAGAAGCAACAUGCUUCUCUCUAGGAAGAAUCAGCUGUUGUUGGAGUUCAGUUUCUGGAAUGAGCCUGUCCCACGGUCAGGACCGAAUAUAUAUGAACUCCGAUCUUACCAGCUCCGACCAGGAACUAUGAUUGAAUGGGGCAAUUACUGGGCUCGUGCAAUUCGCUUCAGACAGGACGGUAAUGAAGCAGUCGGAGGAUUUUUCUCUCAGAUUGGGCAGCUAUAUAUGGUGCAUCAUCUUUGGGGCUCCCGCGCACCUUCCCCGACGCCCUCUGCCCCGGAGCCCAGGGACGUGAUGGGCAGGGCUGCCGUGUGCUGUGACUCUCCGGCAGAGGUCAGGCCGGGUACACACUCCACUCAGCUUACAAGGAUCUUCAGACCAGGGAAGACAUACGGAAUGCAGCAUGGCAUAAACACGGCUGGGAAGAAUUGGUGUAUUACACAGUCCCACUUAUUCAGGAAAUGGAAUCAAGAAUCAUGAUCCCACUGAAGACCUCACCCCUCCAAUAAAGCUGCAGACUUUAGAUGUGCCUAAUAAAGUUCUGGGACAAAUACUUGUCAUAAAUUAACUUUAACUGUAUAUCAAGUGAAAAACACUGAAGUGUAAACUGCUGUAUAUAGCUUAUGAGACACCUCUUUUCUUUAAAAUUUACAAAAUCACAAGAAAGGAAAUGAUUAUAGUUUGAUCAUAACAGUGCUCCGUGGUCCUCUUUGAAACAUCUCUGUGUUUGUCAAAUAUACCUUAUACCCCCAGCCCCCCUCCCCGGGAAAAAAGGCCCACAUUAAAAUUUGAAUCCUCUCUAAAUAGGAAUCUAACCAUUUAAAAAAAAAAAAAAAAAGCAAUUUCUUUAUAAAAAGCAAAUCUGUUUUAUAAUUACAGAUUUUUAGGCAAAUUUCUUGUAUCAGGAAAAAAUAUAAAUUUUGCUCUAGCAGUUAUUUCUGAGUCUCAGAGUAGGAACAAAUUCUGAGUGUGCCCAAUACUGGAAAGUGUUUUAAUUCACUCUCAUUUUUAGUCAGUCAGCAGAGUAAAUGACGUGUCAUUACUAAGCUGGUAGUGGCUGCUAAGGUACCUUUAAUCAGUGACUCGGUUGUUCCCUAGUGUAUUGUGACGGCCCCAUGUGAGGGGACUAACACACCUGUGUAUCAUAUGUGAUUCUGAAAUGAACACCUUGAAUAGCACUAAUUUUUAUUUGGAAUAUUUUUCUAUAACAAAAUUAAGAAAAGAGGUUUUAUUUUGUAAACAAUCACCUGUGACCUCAGACAUUCUGUACUUAAUAUUUUAGCAAGCUUACAUCAGAUACUUCCAAGAUUAUGUAUGAGGGGUGGUGCAUGUUGAGAUUUAAAUUGGAAUAAAGCUGCCUACUUUGUCUAGUUCUGUUUGAUUUAGUUUUUUAAUAUAGUGUGCCAGUUUUGUGACUGUAAUCGUGAAAGUCCUGUUGAAAUGAAAAACCAGGUCUAACCCCCAAAUUAAAGAAUUUAUGUGUAAAAUAAAGUGUGAAUAAAUCUCCUAUCAAAUGUCAAACUUUUACAUGUGAGUGGUUUUCUCCAAGAACAUAUAAAAGUCAAUAAAACCCUCUUGAUUUUCACAUA